This is a messenger RNA of Juglans regia (Persian walnut), 1448 nucleotides long. RefSeq lists its product as uncharacterized. The coding region runs from base 355 to 1374 and encodes 339 amino acids. Lineage: Eukaryota; Viridiplantae; Streptophyta; Magnoliopsida; Fagales; Juglandaceae. The record is from RefSeq and is a predicted model, not a curated record. The transcript is spliced from 2 exons.
AUAUGUUGAUGAUGCCAAUACCAAUCCCAAACGACCUUUACAGAGGUAUACAUAUUACAUACCAAACUUUGGAUCUAACCUAAGCAGCAAAAGCAGCCAAAAACUCAACUCAGCCCCCACUGCCUCACCCUCCUCAACCCCACCAGCCUAUUGUUCAUUUUCUCCCACUCCAAACACCAACAUUUCACACCAACAGCCACCAUUACAGGUCCACUACCAAUGUACCUUUAUUGAUUUGCACUCCCAGUACACCUCCAUAAUCAUAAAAGCUGAAGCUUGAAUUAAACCCAAAAACACACAGGCACUCGCAUUUCCUCACACAACGAAAGAAAGACAGACCCUUUCUUUGUACCAAUGUCCCCGAACUCCUCUAUCUUUUCCUUCUUUGUUUUCUUCUCCAUUCUCUUGCCCACCUUUCUGGGUCUGCACAACCCGGACCCUGCCACAAUCCAAUCGCUCCGUUCAACCCCAUCUCCACCAGCAACUAUUCCUGCAUUCCCCGAACAAUCCAAUUUGGCUGGCUGCCCCCUGGACCUCCCGCAUGAGCUCUUCCAUGGGAUAAAGAGCGCGUGUGGUUCCACAAAGGGUGGCGCCAAUGGGCAGCUCCGGCGCAGCCGCUGCUGCCCUGUACUGGCUGCGUGGCUGUACUCCGCCUAUUCUGGGACUGCCUUGGGCAGAACCAGCAGAGUGGGCGCUGCAGUGGCGGCUCGUAGUAAUACGACAUCCUACGACCUGCCAUUGCUGCCGGAUGAUUCCGAAACCUGCGUGGAUGACUUGGGGAAAACCCUAAAGGCAAAAGGAGUUGAGUUGGUGAGACCCAAUGAGACCUGCGAUGUGGUGUACUGUUACUGCGGCAUUAGGUUGCACCCAUUGAGUUGUCCUGAGGCGUUUAAGGUGACCCAGAAAGGGAAACUGGUUGGGGAUGAGAGUGUGAAGAGGUUGGAGCGGAAUUGCUUGAGUAGCAGCACCAAUGUGAAUAGAUUUCCAGGUCUUGGUGGGUGCUCCAAGUGCUUGAGCAGUCUCCAUAAGCUUAACAAGAAGAAGACUUCCAAUUCAAGUAAAUCUGAGGACAGGACCACUAAAAUGCACAACAAAGAUUGUCAGCUAAUGGGUCUGACAUGGCUUCUCGCCAAGAACCGAACGGCCUACAUCCACACAGUUUCGGCAGUCUUACGAGCAAUCAUGAUGAGCGAGGAUGGCUCCCAUCCUCAAUCUUGUGCUCUCAACAGUGACGGAAUGCCUCUCGCGGUUGAUUCCUCCGAAAUCUCCGGCCAUUCAUCAUCAAACAAUCUUAGAGCACCCAUCAACCUCUACUCGUUAUUGCUUUGUUUGCUGUAUUUCCUCUCAAUUUUAUUGUCCACCCGGAUUCAUUAGACCUAUAAUUCAUUCAUGAUUGUUGUACUCUUUUCUCUUCCUGGUAAUAUGACAUGCCCUGUUUCUCCUCUGCA